Amyelois transitella is the source of this 864-nucleotide messenger RNA. RefSeq lists its product as uncharacterized. Lineage: Eukaryota; Metazoa; Arthropoda; Insecta; Lepidoptera; Pyralidae. The record is from RefSeq and is a predicted model, not a curated record. The coding region runs from base 1 to 864 and encodes 287 amino acids. The transcript has a single exon.
AUGGACUGUGCAAACUGCAAUGAGCCUGUACUUGACGGUGCUCAAUGUACUGUAUGUAAGUCGUACUACGAUUUCAAAUGUGCCGGUAUUACCAAAACUGCUUAUAAAGCUUUAGGUACUGGUCGGUCAAAGUCAAGUUGGAAGUGCUCCCCAUGUUGUACUAAAAAGGACUCUGUGACUGAUAGUCUUAUCUCCAAGCUUGAUAGUUUGGGUAACCAGCUUGAUACCAUACAAUCAGAUAUUAAAGGCAUCAAGUGUUCGUGUGAAGUCACCAACACGAAGUUGGAAUCACUUGGAGCAAGACUUGAUGGAGUUGAUCUGCGGGUUACUGGCUUGGAAGGUACCACAUCCAGCUUGGUGUCUCAAGUGGAUAGCAUCCUGGAGCAGGCUAUAUCUAGGGACCAGUGGACGAGGCUCAGCAAUGUAGAAAUAAAGGGGGUUCCAGUUAAGCCUAACGAAAAUCUUUUUGAUAUCGUCGCAAAGAUUGGUGACGUCAUCGGGUAUGCGGUUCCGAAGUGCUCUCUCAGCUAUGUGUCUCGGAUACCAACACGGAACAACAAGGAGAAGUCAGUUAUAGCUACUUUCGUAAAUAGGUAUGCGAAGGAGGACUUUGUGGCUGCUGCACGUUUGAAAAAGGUACUGACUGCCCAGGAUAUUGGGUUCUCCUCCAGGGACAGCAGGGUGUAUGUCAAUGAUCAUCUGUGCCCCGAGUACAAGAAGCUAUUAAAUGACACUAAAGCACUUGCUAAGGAAAGAGGGUUCCAGUAUGUCUGGGUCAAGUUCGCUAAAAUUCAUGUUCGACGGAACGACAAAUCUAACACUAUUGUUAUAAACUCAAGUGUUGAUUUAAACAAGUUGCGCUAA